Hemicordylus capensis (graceful crag lizard) is the source of this 5147-nucleotide messenger RNA. It is a transcript of the gene TAF6L, whose product is annotated as TATA-box binding protein associated factor 6 like. Gene Ontology annotation, molecular function: transcription coactivator activity; protein heterodimerization activity; RNA polymerase II general transcription initiation factor activity. The transcript is spliced from 12 exons. Gene Ontology annotation, cellular component: SAGA complex; transcription factor TFIID complex; SLIK (SAGA-like) complex. The coding region runs from base 1725 to 3611 and encodes 628 amino acids. Gene Ontology annotation, biological process: transcription initiation at RNA polymerase II promoter; RNA polymerase II preinitiation complex assembly. The record is from RefSeq and is a predicted model, not a curated record. Lineage: Eukaryota; Metazoa; Chordata; Lepidosauria; Squamata; Cordylidae.
CUUGCUGCGAUUCUGAUGGCUCCCAUCGGUCACUUCCGUGGCCUCCUCUCCAUCAAUGCAUCUAAAAGCGGGGCUGCGAGUUCUCUGUCCACGCCCCACUGGUCCUACUUGGGGGGCUGGGACCCUGGCAAAGAGUCAGUCAAUGCAAUGCUGUUCAUUCUGAUCAAAGACCAACACAAAUGCCACGCCAAGCUCAUGUGCAAAUGGAAGGGCUCACCCUCCUAAAACCCCGAGGAGGGGAGCCACCUAAGGCUUGCCCUGCUACACCCACGGGGGCGGGCGGGAAGCCACCACACGCCCCACCCUGGCCUGGUUGGAAGGAGCUCCACCGGAGCUGCGGACAAGCCCAGUGAGGUUUCUCCCCCUGCCGGAGAAGGCCAGACCGCCGGGAUACCCCCAGAGGACCCCCCAGAUGACACGUUGCCCCCCGCCCAGAAGAUGAGACCGGGUUCCCCCACUCUCCGGGCUUGGACUCCAUCCUGGACGCUGUCCAGAUUCACAUAAACGUGGAACCGAAGGAGGACAUGCAUCUACUGGCAGCUCGCGACUAAUUCAAUAACAAAAGCAAAUAUUUAUAGAUCGCUUCCAGAGUGGUUUACACAGAGAAAUAACAAACAAAUAAAUCAGGUGGAUCCCUGUUCCUGAGCGGCUCACAAUCUCAAAAGAGACCUAAGAUAGACACCAGCAACAGCCACGGGAAAUACGGUGCUGGAGGCGGAGAGGGCCAGUUGCUCUCCCCCGGAUGAGUCCCUUCUCAGGUUGCCUUUCGCAACACUGGGCCAGGUCUGUGAGCCACACUCCUGCGUGCACGCAGAGGGACACGGGGAGCUGCCUUCUCCUCCUCCCGAGUCAGACCCUCGGCCCACCCAGCUCAGUCCGUUCUACCCGGACGGGCAGUGGCUCUGCAGGGAUUGAAUCUGGACUUCCUGUGUGCAAAGCAGGCGCUCUGUUGCUGCUGAGCUGCAGCCACAUUCCUGCCUGCUGCCGGCCCGGGUUUGUCAGACCAUCCUGCCUUCUGCAUGCAAAGAGGGUCUCUGUUGCCACUGAGCUGAGCCGUGACCCAGAGCCCACCCCUUCCCCAAAGAUUCCCUGCAGCCUCUUGGAGGACUCAGUGCAGGGAUGAAAAGCCAGCCAGCCUGCCUAAGCCUGCUGCUUGCUAGAAGGACAAGCCAGAUGCCUGGAAGCCACUGAUUCUUAUGCGGAGGAGUGUCUGGCACGGCCCAUUCACACCUCCUGGCCAUCCAGAGGCUCUAUUCAACUCCCCCACCCAGCAAUCAACUCCCUGCUGAUGGAGGGAAACCCUCUGGCCUGUCCAGGGCGAAGAGAGCUCUCCUGCUUGCUCUCCAGGGAGACAUCCAGAGGGAAGUGCCAGAAGCAAAAGCCUCCUCUGGAUUUAGUUGGCGAAGAAGAGCCUGCAGAAGCCGAGGAGAGCCCUCCUUCAGACUGCCAGCACCUCCCUCAGGACGUUAUCUGAGCAAUCUGGCCUGGGCCCUUGUGCAGAUAAGGAGGCCUUAAGGCCCUUUCCCCCGCCACACACAGACGCAUCCUGUCUUCCCAAAGGACUGGAACUGCUGUGUUUUUCUCCACCUGCUGCUGCUCUAUUUCAGAAGAGGAGGUCGUGGGUGCCGGACGGAGGGAGGUGAGCCGAGGCCGGUGACCAGGAGGACAAUGCAAGUGACAGAUGGGCUCCGUGAAGCUUCAUCUGCUGUCCCACGGCAGCUGCCAUGUCCGAGCGGGAGGAGCGGCGCUUCGUGGAGAUCCCGCGCGAGUCAGUGCGGCUGAUGGCGGAAAGCACUGGUGUGGAGCUGUCAGAUGAGGUGGCCGCCUUGCUGGCUGAGGAUGUCUGUUACCGCCUUCGGGAAGCCACCCAGAACAGUUCCCAGUUCAUGAAGCACACCAAACGCCGGAAGCUGACGGUGGAAGAUUUCAACCGGGCCCUGCGCUGGAGCAACGUGGAGGCAGUGUGUGGCUACGGUUCUCAAGACGCCCUCCCGUUCCGGGCCAUUAAGGAGGGAGAGCUCUACUUCCAGGAAGACCGCGAAGUCAACUUGGUGGAGCUGGCCCUGGCCACCAACAUCCCCAAGGGCUGCGCCGAAACCGCCGUGAGAGUCCACGUCUCUUACCUGGAUGGGAAAGGGAAUCUGGAGCAACAAGGAUCGGUGCCCAGUGCUGUCUCUGCCUUGACGGAUGAUCUGCUGAAGUAUUACCAGCACGUCACCCGGGCUGUGUUGGGGGACGACCCCCAGCUGAUGAAGGUCGCCCUUCAGGACCUGCAGACCAACUCGAAGAUCGCAGCCCUCCUGCCGUAUUUUGUUUACGUCGUAAGCGGGGUGAAGUCCGUGAGCCACGACCUGGAGCAGCUGAACCGCCUUCUGCAUGUGGCCAAGAGCCUCAUCCAGAACCCCUACUUGUGCCUGGGCUCCUACGUCAAGAGCCUCAUCGCCAGCGUCAUGUACUGCGUCCUGGAGCCUCUGGCCGCCUCCAUCAACCCCCUCAACGACCACUGGACCCUGCGGGAUUACGCCGCCAUGCUGCUCGGGCACAUCUUUUGGACUCACGGGGACCUGGUGAGCGGCCUCUAUCACCAGAUCCUUCUCUCCCUCCAGAAGGUGCUGGCGGACCCCGUCCGCCCCCUCUGCUCGCACUAUGGGGCAGUGGUGGGGCUGCAUGCCUUGGGGUGGAAGGCAGUGGAGCGGGUCCUGUAUCCCCACCUCUCCACCUACUGGUCCAACCUGCAGGCCGUGCUAGACGAUUACUCGGUGUCCAAUGCUCAGGUGAAGGCCGACGGCCACAAGGUGUACGGUGCCAUUCUGGUGGCAGUGGAGCGCCUCCUGAAGAUGAAGGCCCAGUCCGUGACGGCGCCAGUCCAGGCCGAGGGGGGCGCGGGCGGGGAAGGGCGCCCACGGGAAGGCGGCCCCUGGCUCAGCCCCCUCCAGGACCCCCAGGUGGAGUUUGGCUUUGGGAUCGCCAGCCACCUGCUGCAGCUGGGCAGCGGGGGGCCCCAGGCGGGCGUGGGCCUCUCCGCCCACCCCCCGGCCGUCUCCUUGAACGACAUUUACCAGGAGCUCUACGGCUUCUUUGGGGACAGCCUGGCCACCCGCUUCGGCACGGGCUCCGGCCUGUGCCCGGUCGAGCCCCAGCUGGCCAGCGCCCCCCGAGUGGCGGACCCCAAGAAGGAGCAGCCGGCCUUCGGGACCAGCGACGCGGUGCGCAAGAUGCCCCAGCUGACCGCCAACGCCACCGUCAGCCCGCGGGGGGAGGAGAGCCCCCGCGGGGACUUCCUGGCCAGCCGCCUCCCGCUGCCGCGCUCGGCCAGCCUGCCCCGCUCCCGCAGCAACGCCUCCCGCCAGCAGGGGCACCGGCCGGGCAUCCGGGACGUCUUCCAGAAGUGCCGCUUCUCCCCCCAGGGGCCCCCUCGCUUCAGCUUUGUCAUCGCCGGCCGCCAGGCGGAGCGGCGCUGCCAAGGGCGCCUCUUCCAGACCUGCUUCCUGCAGCACCACGGACCCAGCCCCGUCUCCCGCUACGCCCAGAAGCUGCCCAUGAUUGGCAGGACCAGCAAGCCGGCCAAGAAGUGGGCCCACUCCGAGUAUUCCCUCUACCUGCCGCUCUGAGGCGCUGUCCUCAGGGGGAGUGUGGCGUCGUCGGCACCGCGCUCCUCCGGCCCAUCGUGCUACCCUGAGCAUCGUACCUCCGACACGUGGCGAUACUUUGGGCAUGGUACGAUCACUCCACGCUUCGAAGCAUUACGAUACCUUGAGCGUCAUCAUGCUCUGGCACAUUAUACCUUGAGCAUCGCACGAUACCUUGAGCAUUGUAUGAUACCUUCAAAGCGCCACGCUUCGAAGCAUUACGAUACCUUGAGCAGCAUCAUGCUCUGGCGCACGAUACCCUUGAGCAUCGCACAAUACCCUUGAGCAUCGCACGAUACCCUUGAGCAUCGCACGCUACCUUCAAAGCGCCACGCUUCGAAGCAUUACAAUGCCUUGAGCACUGGAAUGCUUCUUCGGGGCUGCCCUCUGCCCACGGCAAAGAUGGUGGUAGCGUUGUGGCCUCUGCGGACUUCAGAUUCCCGAAGACUUCAGAUUUCUGCUUCUAUCAGCGCUACUUUUUCCAGAGCGGGAUUUCCAAGUGACAUUGCUACCUCCUUGUGCAGAGAGGCCAAGCAAACUAGCUUUUUCUAGGGACCUUGGUUCAUCUGAGGGAUUUUGCGCUGGGACCUUCCACUCCUAAAACGGGAGUGGGGUGGUGGAUUUCUAUUGAAUAGGAUUCCUUUCCAAUUUGGGGUGGAUUCAAAUGGGUUUUCCCAAUAUCCACUGCCUGUAACAAUUCCUGCAAUUCAACUUCUCCUGAUGUCCAGAAUGUGGAUCGUUCUCCCUGAUUCGCACAGCCUGAAGAUCCUUCAGACUGCAUAAGAAGAAGAAAACUGCUUAAGCCUACACUUUUUUUAGAGUGAGGCGCUCUUGUGGGAAUUGGGGAGGGUUGCCACCUUUCUUCCUAGCCCAUGCUCCUGUGCUUUGGACAGCGCCCCCCCCCAAAGGUAGAAAUUUAGCAGGCACAACUUUUCCUAGCAUGGGGUGGGGGUGGGGGGAAGAGGUGGGGAAUGUCACCCACUAAAUAUCUGUAUGCUCAGCUGCUGUUUCAGGGCAGAGGAGCAAAAUUGUCUCACGAGCAUGGCAACCCUACAACCAGCAAGGAAAGGAUGUGUCUUUUCUGUUUGUGGGGAGCCUGCUCCAGCGUUUGUUUAUCAAAGUUCUGAAGGAAAAUCCUGCCUGCUUCAGUUUUUUUGUUCCACCACCAUAGACCUCCCUGGCCUGUUUCCUGUAGGGUUUGGGACUCCCUUCACCGACAGAGCUGCCUGUCAAAUUACUAUUGUCAGAUUACUUCUUUUUCAUGCUCGGCAUAAACCCCCAUCUCAAGGCUCCGGAUUACCGCGGACAAACCCAGUUGAAUGAGAAUCGGAAUUCGGUUUGGAAGAUGCUCAGACCUCCCUCCCACCCACCCACCCACCUUCCACACUUGGUGACUUUUUUAAAAGUAGCAGCCGUCUUAGGUGGGCGAUAGAUUCCUAAGUUGUAUGAAAGUCCCGCAAAGAAGCUACUUCUUGUAAUGUGUGUGAGGGUGAGUGAAUAAAAAUGACAUUCUUUCUA